UGAACCGGGCACUAAAAAUACUGACCUCCCCGCCAACACCCCCCUCUCCCACCUUUCCUUUCAGUAUGGAGGAUUCGCCCUCCUUUUCAACUAAAGAAAUUUAUUGGCUAGCAUCAUGCUUUUGGGGCAUCAUCACCUGCAAACUAGUCUAUGAUAUAACAGGUUUUAUCAGCCCUUUUUGUUUCAAAGGAUAUGGAAAACUAAGUGAUAAAGAAAAAAUGGAAUGGAACAAUCGGGGAUUUUCAACUUUCCAUGCUUUAAUUGCAGCAUGGGCUUCUCUCUACCUCCUACUAUUCUCAGAUCUUUUUAACGAGGAUUCCAGUAAUGACUUGAUUGUGAAUAGAAGCUCUAUUAUAUCGAACAUGGUCUUAGGGUUCUCUAUUGGUUAUUUUCUAUCAGACUUGGCAAUGGUGUUUUGGCAUUUCCCAGCUUUAGGAGGUCUGGAGUAUGUCUUGCACCAUGGGCUAUCCAUGUUUUCAAUUUCUCUCUCCCUCAUGAGCAGUCAAGGGCAUAUUUACAUAUUAAUGGUUCUCUUUUCAGAGAGCACAACACCUUUUGUAAAUAUAAGAUGGUACUUGGAUGUUGCUGGUCGGAAAAGCUCUACCAUUUAUAUCUACAAUGGCAUUGCAUUGUUCUUUGGGUGGUUGAUUGCAAGGAUUUUUCUGUUCAUCUAUUUUUUUGCCCACAUGUUUAACCACUUUGAUGAGGUCAAGAAGAUAUUUCCGUUGGGGUUCUACAGCUUGCUCACUGUACCUCCGGUGCUGGGGUUGAUGAAUGUGGUAUGGUUUUGGAAGAUAGUGAAGGGAUUGAUUAAAACAAUUUCAAAAGCAAGACACUGAGAAUAAGAUCAAUCCGAAUUAAUAUUUAUUUUCUGUGUAAUGUUAAAAAAUUGAAGAAAAUCCAAUUAAUAUUUGUCUAUUGUGUGAAAUUAUAAAAUAAUAUGGAUAAUUGUGAAACAGUGAAACGUGGCGCCGACCGGUUAGAUAUAUGGCAAUGUCCAAGGUUUCCUCAA
This is a messenger RNA of Gossypium arboreum, 1012 nucleotides long. RefSeq lists its product as uncharacterized. Gene Ontology annotation, cellular component: membrane; endoplasmic reticulum. The coding region runs from base 66 to 839 and encodes 257 amino acids. The transcript is spliced from 9 exons. Lineage: Eukaryota; Viridiplantae; Streptophyta; Magnoliopsida; Malvales; Malvaceae. Gene Ontology annotation, biological process: lipid homeostasis. The record is from RefSeq and is a predicted model, not a curated record.